AUGUUUGCUAAGAAGUUCCACCAUUAUCUGACCGGCAAACAGUUUAAAAUGGACACUGAUCAUCAGGCGUUGCGCUGGAUGGAGAACUUUCAGGACCCAACUGUCCAACUUGCCCACUCGCAGUCAGGUCUCUCAGAGGACUCGUACAUGGUUGCCCAUAGCGCAGGCAAGAAGCGCCGAAUGCAGAUGCCUUGCCUCAUCAGGCACAAAGGCCAUCGCCGCUAG
This is a messenger RNA of Dibothriocephalus latus, 225 nucleotides long. The record is from the annotation of a GenBank genome assembly. Lineage: Eukaryota; Metazoa; Platyhelminthes; Cestoda; Diphyllobothriidea; Diphyllobothriidae.